AUGGAGCCCCCCCCCCGGGAAGGGGUAGGUGCGGGUCCCCCGCACCCCUCCCCCGACAUCGCCCUAGCGCAUACGCCACCAGCGGCGUAUGCUACGCCGACGGGCGUUUUUCACGCGCCCGCCGCCGCCGUCUCCGCCGCUGCUGUCGCCGCGGCGCUCACCGCCGCCGAUGCCGCCGCCGCGGCCCCCGCCGCCGCAGUUUCGAACACCAACACGGCGACGACGACGACCGCAGCAGCAUCUAAUGUAACUGCCGCCGUCACCGCCGCCGUCACCACCACCGUCACCGCCGCCACCACCACCGUUGCCGCCACCGCGGCCGACACCGUUGCCGCCGCCGCCGCCGCCGCCGCCGCCACUUCUUCCGCCGCCGCUGCCGCUGCCGCCACCACCGCCGCCGCCAGCGCCGUCACCCCGGCCACCGCCGCCUCCGCGGCAGUCAGGACCGCCUUCGCCGCUACCGCCGCCCUCGCCGCCGCAUCCACACCCGCGCCCCUCGCGUCCCUGUCCCCAAAGGGAUGGAUGAAGAGGGACGCGGAGAUUCUCGUCCGGCUAGUGAAGGGGAACUGGCUGUCGCCGGGGCUGGCCCAAUGGAUGGCCGUAUACCUGCGCCUCAAAGAGAAUGAGGUGCGGGGGGUCGCCCCGUCGGUCGCCGACCUGACGGCGCUGGACUCAGCGAGGCGGGGGGUGAUUGCACUGCCCCCCGUCGAUAUGGGAACGCCGAGGGGGAGGGUAAUUACCUCCCUCCUGAAGAGGCCGGCCAGCCCUGAUGAAGAAGGCCAAAAGAAGAAGCCGCGCGCCAUCAACAUGGGGGAGGAGGAGUCCCGCUCCUCCACACAGGAGCCGUCGUCGUCGGGGUCUAUGGCGGACCUGACGGUGACGGAAGCAAGCCGCCGCCCCCUGCAGCGCGCGGCUACGAUGGCGUCGGAGCGCGGCUCGGAGGCCGCCGCCGCCGCCGCCGCCGCCGAAGCGAAGAUGAAGCCUCCGCCGGCCGGGAGAUCGGCGAUCCCGAGAUGGCAGUCCCGGGACCCGCGCCGCGCCCAAGCGGGGGCGGACUCAAAUCGCGCGCCCGCCCACGCGUCCGCCCAGGCGCCCGCCCAGGCGCCCACACAGGCGGCCGCCCACGCAGCCGCCCGCCCGCCCGCCCAAGCAGACGCCCGCCCGCCUAACCAGGCGCCCGCCCAACCAGCCGCCCGCCCGCCCAACCAGGCGCCCGCCCAACCAGCUGCCCGCCCGCCCAUCCAAGCGGCCGCCCAACCAGCCGCCCGCCCGCCCAACCAGGCGCCCGCCCAAGCGGCCGCUCGCCCGUCCGCCCAGGCGCCCGCUCAAGCAGCCGCUCGCCCGCCCGCCCAGGCGCUCGCCCAGGCGCCCGCCCAGGCGCCCGCCCAGGCCCCCGCCCACGCAUCCGCCCAACGCGCGCCGCCCUCGCUGGCCGCUCCCGCGGUAUCAUUUGCCCGGGUAGCGGCCGGCACCGGAGCCCCGCUGCCUCAAAGGAAAGGGGCACAACGGGGAGCAGCGCCCCGCGCCCCGCCCACCACCUCGGCACCCGCCGCCUCCACUUCAGCCACAGCUGCGGCCUCCACCACGGCUGCAGCCACCGCAGCCGCCUUCACCGCCACCGCCGCCGCCUCAGCCGCCCCGCCGCCGGCACAAGCGCCCCGGGAGCCGCGCUAUCCUCGUAUCUGUGUGGACCACCUACCCAAUUGGGUGGCCCACUUUAAGGAAAUAAGCCGCCUUCUGGGACGCUCGCCGGCCGCCGUCGCGCGCGGAAGAGGCGUCCACUUCACGCCGAGGGACGGCAACGAGUAUCGAGUUGUCCAGCGCUACAUGAACACGCUGGACGUGCAAUGGCACUCAUACUCGUUGCCAUCAGACCGACCGUUGAAGGUGGCCAUCCGCGGGCUGCCGCCAGACACCGAGGAGGCCGCAUUAAAAGAAGAUCUGGAAAAGAAGGGCUAUGAGGUGGAGGCCAUCAAAGCCAUCCGGGGCAGGGGAGAUCGCCCUGGAUGCGUUUUCUUCACCCUCCUGGCACGGACUCCAAAUUGCCAGGAGGUGUACACCGUGAAGGAACUUCUCCACUGGCCAACAUUGAAGAUCGAGGCGUGGAGGGGCAAACAGGGACCCGCCCAGUGCCACCGGUGUCAAUUGUUCCGGCAUUCGUCGGUCAAUUGCCACCGAUCAAUCGUCUGCGUACGCUGCGGCGGGCCCCACAAGGCCACGGAAUGCGAGCGGCCCUUGGACCAGCCCGCCACCUGUGCGAACUGCGGAGGACCGCACCCGGCCAACCACUCGUCCUGCCCGGUGCUGCGGCGCGAAGCAAGGAACAGACGGGCUGGCCCAGUCGCUCGCAGCGGUACCGCCCCCACGCCCCGUAACACCACAACCGAGGCAGCGGAGGGUUCUUUGAUGGCCCCCGCCAACCCACCGACCGUCAGGGGAGCAGAGCUCCCGAAAAAGAAAAGGAAGAAGAAGAAGAAGAAGAAUGCCGCCGCCGUGAGCUCUGCCCCCGUGGCGGAAGAAGAAGCGGCCGUGCCGACUCCCCCGGCGCCGCAACCCACUCCCGCGCCUGCCCCGGCUGCACCGAUCCCACCAGAGCACUUUUACGCGCUGGUGCAGUCGGUGCAACAGAUGCAGGCACUACUGGCCGCCCUCGUCCCCGCGGCCCCCCUCAGAGGCGUACCCACCCCUAACCUCUAA
This is a messenger RNA of Amyelois transitella, 2697 nucleotides long. RefSeq names its product ice-structuring glycoprotein-like. NCBI's taxonomy places the organism in Eukaryota, Metazoa, Arthropoda, Insecta, Lepidoptera, Pyralidae. The record is from RefSeq and is a predicted model, not a curated record. The transcript is spliced from 2 exons. Bases 1 to 2697 code for a protein of 898 amino acids.